Messenger RNA from Nothobranchius furzeri (turquoise killifish), 2557 nucleotides. It is a transcript of the gene tyw1, whose product is annotated as tRNA-yW synthesizing protein 1 homolog (S. cerevisiae). The record is from RefSeq and is a predicted model, not a curated record. NCBI's taxonomy places the organism in Eukaryota, Metazoa, Chordata, Actinopteri, Cyprinodontiformes, Nothobranchiidae. Gene Ontology annotation, molecular function: 4 iron, 4 sulfur cluster binding; FMN binding; catalytic activity. Gene Ontology annotation, biological process: wybutosine biosynthetic process.
ACUACACAUCCCAGAAUUCAGUUCGGUUAAACAAUAUGGCUGCGUACUAUGGCACGAGCAGUAUUUGAUCACUCUGAGCUUUAGCAGCGAUGCUUCGUUUACUCCUAUUUCUGUCCCAUAUCACGGCUCAUGCGGCCUCCUCGGACACUAACGCUCAGCAGGAAGCCCCGAGGCCCGGUGAGAGUUAUCUCCUGUGGGUGUGGACCAACAGGCUGUACGUUUAUUCUGCCGCUGCGCUAGUUUUUGGGACCUGGUUCCUCCUGAAGGUGACGCAGCAGGAGAAACACACAGACUCUGCAGGUCCAAGCUGCACCUCCAACAGAGACCCAGAGGUUCACGUGUCGGGAGUUAAAGUUUUCUUCGGCUCACAGACGGGGACAGCAAAGGGCUUUGCUGAAGAGCUCUCAGAGGAGAUUGAGGCUUUAGGUAUAACCGCUGAGGUGGUCGACAUGAAGAACUACGACCCCGACGAUCGGCUUGCAGAUGAGUGUGUGGGCAGGUCUGUGUGUGUGUUUCUGGUGGCCACCUACACGGAUGGACGGCCCACGGAAAACGCUGAAUGGUUCUGCAAGUGGCUGGAAGAGGCAUCCACUGACUUCAGGUAUGGGAAGUCCUACCUGAAAGGCCUGAGGUACGCCGUGUUUGGCCUGGGAAACUCGGUCUACGUUGGUCAUUAUAACACGGUGGGUAAGAACGUUGACAAGUGGCUGUGGAUGCUGAGCGCAAAGCGAAUCUUAACAAGGGGGGAGGGCGACUGCAACGUGGUGAAGAGUCGCCACGGUAACGUUCAGGCAGACUUCCAGGCGUGGAAGGUCAACCUCCUGAGCCGUCUCCAGGCUCUGGCGAAAGGUGAGAAGAAGAGCUGCAGCGGGAAGUGCAAGGGCGGCAGUUCCUGCAAGGACAAGAACGAGGAGGUUACUUCACAGGAUGCCAGCGCCGAGGUGGAUCGGAUCGAAUCGAGCAGCGAAGAAGACGAGUCUGGAUUGGCCGACGAGAGGACCUCCGGUUCGGUGGUGGAUGUGGAGGACCUGGGCAACAUCAUGACCAGCGCCAAGAAGGCAAAGAGCAAAGCGGAGAACGACGAAGGCCAGAUGGUGAAGAUGAACGGAGGGAAGAAGACUGAAGACGACGGAGAAAGAAGAGAGAUGAUCACUCCUGCUCUAAGGGAAGCGCUGACUAAGCAAGGAUAUAAACUAAUCGGAAGUCACUCCGGAGUGAAGCUCUGCCGAUGGACUAAGUCGAUGCUGAGAGGAAGAGGAGGAUGCUACAAACACACUUUCUACGGGAUCGAGUCCCACCGCUGCAUGGAGACCACCCCCAGCCUUGCCUGCGCCAACAAGUGUGUCUUCUGCUGGAGACAUCACACCAACCCUGUGGGCACAGAGUGGCGCUGGAAAAUGGAUCCUGCUGAGAACAUCCUGCAGGAGUCUAUAGAGAAGCACCAGAACAUGAUCCGCCAGUUCAGAGGUGUCCCCGGAGUGAAGGCCGAGCGAUAUGAGGAAGGGCUGGAAGUCAAGCAUUGUGCCCUGUCCUUAGUGGGAGAGCCAAUCAUGUAUCCUGAAAUCAACACCUUUAUCCGCCUCCUCCACCGCCAUCGCAUCUCCAGCUUCCUGGUCACCAACGCUCAGUUCCCUGAGGAGAUCAGGAACCUGGAGCCGGUGACGCAGUUGUACGUCAGCGUGGACGCCAGCACCAAAGACAGCCUGAAGAAGAUCGACCGACCGCUCUUCAAGGACUUCUGGCCUCGCUUCCUGGACAGCCUCAGGGCUCUGGGUGAGAAGAGACAGAGGACGGUGUACAGGCUGACGCUGGUGAAGGCCUGGAACGUGGAGGAGAUGAUGGCGUACGCUGAGCUCAUCACUUUGGGACAGCCAGACUUCAUCGAAGUCAAGGGUGUGACGUACUGCGGGGAAAGCGCCGCCAGCAGCCUGACCAUGGCCAACGUCCCGUGGCACCAGGAGGUGGUCGCCUUCGUCCAGCAGCUAGCUGACAUGCUGCCUCGGUACGAGAUCGCCUGUGAGCACGAGCACUCCAACUGCCUGCUCAUUGCUCACACAAAGUUCAAGGUUGACGGGGAGUGGUGGACCUGGAUCGACUACGAGCGUUUUCAGGAGCUAGUUGUGGUUCACGAGGAGAGCGGGGGUCAGCGGACCUUCUCGGCCUCGGACUACAUGAGCCGGACUCCCAGCUGGGCUCUGUUCGGAGCGCAGGAGCAGGGCUUUGAUCCGGCCGACACGCGCUUUCAGCGCCGCAACAAAACCAAAGAUGUCUCCGGAUGCUGAAGCUGCAGACGCUGAGGCGUAGUUUCAGGACAACGUUUGGGUUGCAUGUGAGUUUCUUCUUCUUUAUGGUUUUAUUUGUGUCUUCGGUGUCACUUUCAACAUCUCCAACUGGUUUAUUUGGAGCAGAUUUAGAUUCAUUCUGUAUUUUUGUAAUCUGGAUUGUGUCAUCUGGUGUUUGUAAUCCCAGCUGCACAGAGAGCCUCGUUGUUCUGGGAUUUCAGCAUCACCACCGUUCUUCUCGUGCUCAUAAAAAUAAAUUCAGCCCAAAAUUUUCA